UCGAACCUGCUGCUCCGAUUGCCGAAUACUUUCCAGCUAAGGCCAUACCACUUCAUGCCUCCCGGCUUUCUACAUCCAAUCACUGUUAUGUACGAGCUCAGCUAUGGGGAGACAGAAAUGAAGCAAGUUGAAGCUCGAAGAUCCCUUCACUUGAGGCUAGGGUUGCCAUUUGAUCGCCCUCUUUUGAGGAUUGCUAAUGCAAUAAAUUUAUCGCCAAUACAGGACAGCACUAGGGGCAAAUCAAAUCCAAAGGUGGGCUCCUCUUUGCUAAAAGAUGUUCAUCAUGGUAUUCCAAGCAGUGGAGUAUCUGGUGGCCAUGUCUCUUUAAUCCAGGGUUCCUAUGAAUAUUAUCAUUACCUUCAAGAUGGAUUUGAUGAUUCGGGCUGGGGUUGUGCUUACCGCUCUCUGCAAACAAUUGUUUCAUGGUUCAAGCAACAACACUAUACUUCCAUUGAUGUCCCCUCACAUAGAGAAAUACAGCAGUCUUUAGUCGAGAUUGGUGAUAAGGACCCUUCCUUCAUUGGGUCACGUGAAUGGAUUGGUGCCAUCGAGUUAAGUUUUGUUUUGGACAAGCUACUUGGUGUCAGUUGCAAAGUCAUCAACGUGAGGUCCGGAUCUGAGCUCCCGGAGAAAUGCAGGGAGCUCGCCUUGCAUUUUGAGACACAAGGCACUCCCAUCAUGAUUGGAGGAGGGGUUUUGGCUUAUACGCUAUUGGGGGUCGACUACAAUGAAACAAGUGGAGAAUGUGCGUUUCUCAUACUCGACCCUCACUACACAGGCAACGAGGACCUGAAGAAGAUAGUGAAUGGCGGGUGGUGUGGAUGGAAGAAGGCGGUCGUUAACAAGGGGAAGCAUUUCUUCUUGCACGAUAAGUUCUACAAUCUUUUGCUUCCCCAAAGACCUGACAUGGUAUAACUGAGUUACUACGACUACUUGCUA
This is a messenger RNA of Salvia hispanica, 939 nucleotides long. Lineage: Eukaryota; Viridiplantae; Streptophyta; Magnoliopsida; Lamiales; Lamiaceae. The record is from RefSeq and is a predicted model, not a curated record.